UGACAACUCGUCACCACGUAGCUCCCCUUUGGAAGUGCUUGAAAAACCAUCGGGUUUUCUGCGUGCGAGGAUUUUGUUGUUUGUCGUCUUCUCCCUCUCCAACGUACUGCCAGUGAAGGGGGCCCACCGAGGUCGAGUGAACGAGCAAGCAGCAGAAAAAGUCGCCCCCAAAGCAAGCGAUCCCAACCAGAAGAGCCUUUCAUUUCUCAGCACUCGGACGGGGUUGGUCGUCGUCGUUUUCGUCGGUCGACAGGAUUCGCAAAACCGCGAGCAGGCAGCAAAUUUGGGACAGCAACAUAAUAAACCAGAUUCCCCGCAAGGUCCCCGGCGACCCAGUGAUAAUAGUGAAGGCAGCCCGAGCCGGUCUCAAGUGCGAUACGUGGAAGUGCUGUCUGUCUGUCGGGUCGGGAUUAUUAUUAGUGUUGUUUUUGUGAUUCGUACGGGAAGGAUUGCAGAGGAGUUGCAGUAACAAUGGCCAUCAAACCGGGAAUGGGACGAAAGUCUUCCAACAAGAACCCACCCUUUCUGAGCCACGAAUUCGUGAUCCAGAACCAUGCCGAUAUUGUGUCCUGCGUUGCGAUGGUCUUCGUCGUCGGACUGAUGCUGCAGGCAACUAACGCACUGGCCAGCAUCUUCAUUGCCCUGCACCACAACGUAACCGGAGCCGAUCCGAGCCAUGAGAACCCCCAGGGCGAGCCCUACUCGUACACCUCGGGCUGGAAGGACGGCUGUGCCGUUUUCUUCUACACCCUGAUCUGCAUCAUCAUGCACGCCAUCCUGCAGGAGUACGCUCUGGACAAGAUCUCCAAGAAGCUGCACCUGUCCAAGUUCAAGCUGUCCCGGUUCAACGAGUCCGGCCAGUUGGUGGUGUUCUAUGCCAUGUCGUUCCUGUGGGGCUUCGACGUGAUCGUCCGGGAACAGUACUUUGGCAACAUGGCCAAACUGUGGGAAGGAUUCCCCGAGCAUCCGAUGGUGUUCCUGCACAAGUUGUUCUUCAUCAUCCAGUUGGCGUACUAUCUGCACAUGCUGCCCGAGCUGUACUUCCAGAAGGUCAAGAAAGACGAACAGAAGGCCAAGAUCCAGCACGCCCUGGGAGGAUUCUUCCUGAUUGCCACGGCCUACUUCAUGGGAUUCCAGCGCAUCGCUCUGGUCCUGUUGACGCUGCACUACUUCUGCGAGUUUAUCGCCCAUGCAUUCCAGCUGGUCAACAUUUUUGAUAAGGAGGAGAAAUUCACCCGACUGCGUCUGGUCCACAACGUGGUGUUCAUCUUGACCCGCUUCGCCACCAUGGUGCUGGCCUUCCUGACCCUUUUCUACGGUAUUGAAAACGUGUCGCAAAUUAAGCGCAGCUUCAUGCUGUCCACCGUCUUCGGGCUGCAGGGCUACUUGAUCUUCGACUUUAUCUCCAACGUGCUGCGAUCGAAGCGCGAAAGCUCCAACGAACAGCAGUCGGAGCGCCUGCACAAGCCCGCCGCCCCAGUCAAGAGCGAAAAGACCAAGAAGGAACGCAAGAAGGAGAGCGAUCUGCCCGAAGCUGAUCAGAAUGCCGCCCAGGCCUCGCCAGUGCCAGCCGCCGGAGCCGGGAAGACCUCCAAGAAGGUCAAAGCUAAAUAAGUGAGUCCUUACAACAUUCGUCGUUCAUUUCCAUUUUCCGAUUUUCCGUUUUUUCGCUCUCAACAACAAAAAAAUACAUAUUAAACAAAGUUAACUAUCCGUCAAACUAUGAAAAACGCCACAACGCAUAGUAGGCCUUUUUAGAAUUUUUUAAAAGGAUUAUCUGCUCAAGUCGAUUCACACAGCAACCCACUAUUUUACUCAAUAAUCAGAUCAGAACGCCAUCUGUUCUGUUCUGUUACGCGGGUACCAGUUGAGUUAGUUAUUUUAAAUAUGUAAAAGAAAUAAGUUUGUGCUUAUCGAUUAUGAACACCACAUUGUCCAAUUGUCCUUAUCAGUAUGAUCUAACGGCAUGCGAAGCAGAAAGUUUUUAUAUGCAUUUACAACAAGUUGUUCUACUUAGAUCGAUGGCAUGCAUCAAAAUAAAGGGUCGUAUGGCGAACUGCGUCGUACAAGAACAGCAAUAGAAACCAGUAGGAAUUAGUGCGCUUGUUAAAAAUCGGAAUGGCGCAAAACGGUGAGAAAGACGCGAGGUUAAAAUAUUGCUAUUACAUAUUAUUUUUUACACAGAGUCUUUAUGAUAGGUUUAUUUUCUUUUUCCUUUACGAUUUACACGCAAAUUGGGUUCGAAAAACAGAUUCGGAGUAUACACUUUAUUUUUUGUAUGUUCUAAUGCAAUAACUGAAUAAAAAGCUGACACAAAUUCUA
This is a messenger RNA of Aedes albopictus (Asian tiger mosquito), 2322 nucleotides long. It is a transcript of the gene TRAM, whose product is annotated as translocating chain-associated membrane protein 1. Gene Ontology annotation, cellular component: endoplasmic reticulum membrane. The record is from RefSeq and is a predicted model, not a curated record. NCBI's taxonomy places the organism in Eukaryota, Metazoa, Arthropoda, Insecta, Diptera, Culicidae. Gene Ontology annotation, biological process: protein insertion into ER membrane; SRP-dependent cotranslational protein targeting to membrane, translocation. The transcript has 4 exons. The coding region runs from base 472 to 1614 and encodes 380 amino acids.